Molecule: messenger RNA, 2857 nt
Organism: Odobenus rosmarus divergens (Pacific walrus)
Lineage: Eukaryota; Metazoa; Chordata; Mammalia; Carnivora; Odobenidae
Gene: GDPD5
Product: glycerophosphodiester phosphodiesterase domain containing 5
Exons: 17
Coding region: 188-2005 (605 amino acids)
Biological process (GO): positive regulation of neuron differentiation; lipid metabolic process
Cellular component (GO): plasma membrane
Molecular function (GO): glycerophosphodiester phosphodiesterase activity
Source: RefSeq, a predicted model, not a curated record
GGCUCCCCCCUGGCCCGGCGGCCGGCGAGAGCCGAGAGCUGCAGCUGUCCCAGGGAAGUGACAUCACCACCUCUAUGGACAGGACAUCCUCAGGAGCCCCGCUCACAGCCACUGAUACCUUCUUCUAGGAUCGGCCGGAGGCCUCCAUGGGCGCCUGAGGGCCGGGCGCCCGGCGGCCGGCGAGAGCAUGGUGAGACACCAGCCGCUGCAGUACUAUGAGCCCCAGCUGUGCCUCUCCUGCCUCACGGGCAUCUACGGCUGCCGCUGGAAGCGCUACCAGCGGUCCCACGAUGACACCACGCCGUGGGAACGCCUCUGGUUCUUGCUCCUCACCUUCACCUUCGGCCUCACACUCACCUGGCUCUAUUUCUGGUGGGAAGUCCGCAACGACUAUGAUGAAUUCAACUGGUACCUCUACGACCGCAUGGGCUACUGGAGUGACUGGUCUGUGCCCGUCCUCGUGACCACUGCCGCUGCCUCCACCUACAUCGCGGGCCUCCUGGUCCUGGCACUAUGUCACAUCGCCGUGGGCCAGCAGAUGAACCUGCACUGGCUGCACAAGAUAGGGCUGGUGGUCAUCCUCGUGUCCACGGUGGUGGCCAUGUCAGCCGUGGCCCAGCUGUGGGAGGACGAGUGGGAGGUGCUGCUGAUCUCCCUGCAGGGCACAGCGCCAUUCCUGCACGUGGGGGCCCUGGCCGCCAUCACUGCACUCUCCUGGAUCGUGGCGGGACAGUUCGCCCGGGCAGAACGAUCCUCCUCCCAGAUGGCCAUUCUCUGUACCUUCUUCACCGUGGUGUUUGCCUUCUACCUGGUGCCUCUCACCAUCUCCUCUCCCUGCAUCAUGGAGAAGAAGGAUCUGGGCCCCAAGCCAGCCCUCAUCGGCCACCGCGGCGCCCCCAUGCUGGCCCCAGAGCACACGCUGAUGUCCUUCCAGAAGGCCCUGGAACAGAAGCUGUAUGGGUUACAGGCUGAUGUCACCAUCAGCCUGGAUGGCGUGCCCUUCCUCAUGCAUGACAACACCCUGCGGCGAACCACUAACGUGGCGGAGGAAUUCCCGGAGCUCGCCCGCAGGCCCGCCUCCAUGCUGAACUGGACCAUCCUGCAGAGGCUCAACGCCGGCCAAUGGUUCCUGAAGACGGAUCCCUUCUGGACGGCCAGCUCCCUGUCGCCCUCUGACCACAGGGAGGCGCAGAACCAGUCCAUCUGCAGCUUGGCAGAGCUCCUGGAGUUGGCCAAGGGCAACGCCACACUGCUGCUCAACCUGCGUGACCCGCCUCGGGAGCACCCGUACCGUGGCAGCUUCCUCAACGUCACGCUGGAGGUCCUGCUGCGCUCCGGCUUCCCCCAGCACCAGGUCAUGUGGCUGCCCAACCAGCAGAGGCCCUUCGUGCGGAAGGUGGCUCCUGGCUUCCAGCAGACGUCGGGCUCCAAGGAGGCGGCCGCCAGCCUGCGGAGAGGCCACAUCCAGAGGCUGAACCUGCGCUACACUCAGGUGUCCCGCCAGGAGCUCAGGGACUAUGCAUCCUGGAACCUGAGUGUGAACCUCUACACGGUCAACGCGCCGUGGCUGUUCUCCCUGCUGUGGUGCGCGGGGGUCCCCUCUGUCACCUCCGACAACUCCCACACCCUGUCCCAGGUGCCUUCCCCCCUCUGGAUCAUGCCCCCAGACGAGUACUGUCUCAUGUGGGUCACCGCGGACCUGAUCUCCUUCAUGCUCAUCAUUGGCAUCUUCGUGCUCCAGAAGUGGCGCCUGGGUGGCAUACGGAGCUACAACCCCGAGCAGAUCAUGCUGAGUGCUGCGGUGCGCCGGACCAGCCGGGAUGUCAGCAUCAUGAAGGAAAAGCUCAUCUUCUCAGAGAUCAGCGAUGGCAUGGAGGUCUCCGAUGAGCUCUCUGUAUGCUCAGACAACAGUUAUGACACGUACGCCAACAAUGCUCCCACCCCUAUGGAUAACCGAAGGAGCGGCAGCCGUACCAAGACGCUCAUAGACCGCAGUGGGCGUUAGCCGAAGACCUGUCUGUCCCAGCCUGUACCUACUGUGGAGACCAGGGAACCCAAGAGAGCUGGCAGAAGCAUGUCUGGCCUGGGAGUGCGCUGGGAGCUGGCUCCAUGGCCUCCUCGUUGGCUCCAGCCCUCUGUCAGUCAGCCAUGGCCUCCCUUGGAGGGGGCUCCCCUCUCUCCUGAGGCCCACUUGGGUCAGGACUCCAGCCUCACAGAUGCCCCUGCAGGCCUGGGGCUCCUUCUGGAAAGUUUGGAGCCUGGGGCCUGGUCCUCCCCUGGAGGCCUUCCCUUAUAUCCUGAUCUGGAAGCUCUGAUGAGUCACUGGGCUGUGCCAUGCCCCCUGUGGCAGUUGAGAAUGUGGAUGUCCACCUGUCCGUCCUCCUGUCUAUCCUCAGAGGCAACCGACUCCUGCAUGUCUCCUGCCUUGAGGGCCUGGACUGGGCCUCUGUUCUUCAUGUCAGUCUCAAAAGCACAAGGAUUUUCAGCCCAGGAGGAAAGCCUGCUGCAGUGGUGGAGACACUCCUCCCCGACCGGCCUCCUACCACCACUGGCCCUGCCCCAGGAGAGGGACCGAGCCACGUCCCCAGGAGCAGCUGGAGACGGCCAGAAGAGUAGGCUUAAGGCUGCUUUUACCCCUUACCUAAGUGUCCAGCAGGCCUCUAGGGCAGAGUGGCUCAGAGGCCCAGGAGAUCCACAGACUGACACAACCUCAGGUUUCCACAUCUGUGGCCACAGGGCAGUGGCCACGUGGGAAAGAGUGUUCUAGGCAUGGCCAAGGGUGGGCAUAUGGCCAAGGAAGCCUACAGCAGGGCGAACCUGAGGGCCUUGGUCAAUAUGAUUAAAGCUGCCAUCUUGA